AUGAGCGGUCCGUCUUACGGCGUCCAGGCACCGAAGCCACUGUUCCCGGCCAUCUCGUUGCUGAGGGGCGUCUUGCUCUGUGCGCUGGGGCUCGUGGUCGGUUAUCUGGUUUAUCGUUACGUUCGCCGAUGGGUCAAAGUGUGGAAGGCCCUCAGGCCGCUGCCCGGACCCACGGACAAGCAUCCCCUCUGGUUCAUGUUCGCCACUUACAUGUCGCGGCGGAAACGCUUCACCCAGCAGGACGCCACAUUCGAGUUUUCCGAGAGCGUGCGUGGACUGUGUGAGAUGUUCAAAAACCGGACGUUCAAGGCAUACAUCGCAGCUGUUCCAAUCGUCGUGAUUCAAACGGCCGAACACGCUGAGGUGCUGCUAUCCAGUGCCGUCAACCUGAACAAGCCGUUCUUUUACACAUUCACAAUACCCUGGCUGGGACCGCGAAAUCUCCUCUACGUCGCUGGCGACAUCUGGCGCGCAAAGCGGAAAGUGCAGACUCCGGGAUUCCACUUCAAGAUCCUGGAAAAGUUCAUGGACAUUUUUAACGAGCACGCGGACGCCAUGUCGGAGACGUUGCACGACAUGUCGGUCAAGAACGAGCAAGUUCGGAUCAACGACGUCACCAAAAGGUGCAGCCUCGACGUCAUCGGAGAAGCCCUACUUGGAAUCAACCUCAACACGCAGAAAAACGAGAACGGGACGUAUGGAGAGUAUAUCGGAGGCAUCACUUUUCUCAUGACAAUACGUGCCUUCAGACCAUGGAUGUGGCUGACGUCAGUCUAUAACUGGUCUCUGGAGGGACAGUGGUUCAAGAAAAUGAUACACGGAGUCGACACGUUCAGUUUGAAAGUGAUGAAAGAGCGGAAAGAAACAUUCCACCUGUUCAAGAACCAAAGCAACCCGGACGGCCCGGAAGAUGAGGACGACGCCAAACCAGAAAGGCGCGUGGCCAUCGUGGACAUUCUUCUGGAUAAGCAUCUUAAGGACCAGAGUUACACCCUUCACGAGAUACGAAAAGACCUGGACUUGCUCCUCUUCGCUGGUCACGACACCAUCUCCAACGCCAUGGCAUGGACCUUGUACUUGCUGGGUCUUUAUCCGCAAAAACAGCGCAAGGUCCAGCGAGAGCUCGACGAGAUCUUCAAGGACAAUCCGGACAGGGAGGUGACAAUGGACGACCUCCGCCGGAUGAAGUACCUCGAGGCUUGUCUCAAGGAAGCAAUGCGUCUCUUCCCUCCCAUUCCGUACAUUGGGAGGGUUCUGGUCGAAGACAUCGAAUUGGACGGUGUUGUGAUUCCGAAAGGCGUCACAUGCUGGAUAAGCAUCUUCACGCUGCACAGAAACGAAAAGUAUUUCCACAAGCCCGAAGAAUACAUCCCAGAACGAUUUCUAACGGAGGAGUUCACAAGUCGACAUCCGUUCUGUUACAUUCCCUUCUCGGCUGGUUCGAAGAACUGCAUUGGUCAGCGUUUCGCAAUGCGCGAGGGAAAAGUAAUCCUCGCCAAGGUGCUCCGCAGUCACACCUUCAAGGCGACCCGACCCCUGGACAAGCUCAAGAUCUCGUGCGAAGUGGUGACCAAAGCCAAGGGCGGACUCCGAGUACACGUGAAAAAGCGACUUCCCGGGGAUUACGAGUGUCCGAAGGUCUGCUAA
Molecule: messenger RNA, 1647 nt
Organism: Ixodes scapularis (black-legged tick)
Lineage: Eukaryota; Metazoa; Arthropoda; Arachnida; Ixodida; Ixodidae
Product: cytochrome P450 4V2
Exons: 11
Coding region: 1-1647 (548 amino acids)
Molecular function (GO): iron ion binding; monooxygenase activity; oxidoreductase activity, acting on paired donors, with incorporation or reduction of molecular oxygen
Source: RefSeq, a predicted model, not a curated record